Erigeron canadensis is the source of this 1789-nucleotide messenger RNA. RefSeq names its product probable protein phosphatase 2C 63. Gene Ontology annotation, molecular function: protein serine/threonine phosphatase activity; cation binding. The transcript is spliced from 4 exons. The record is from RefSeq and is a predicted model, not a curated record. Bases 216 to 1364 code for a protein of 382 amino acids. NCBI's taxonomy places the organism in Eukaryota, Viridiplantae, Streptophyta, Magnoliopsida, Asterales, Asteraceae. Gene Ontology annotation, biological process: protein dephosphorylation.
CUAGCAAGUAAGAAAGAAGUUGCACAAUCUUUCUCUCCCAAAAACAAAGUUCACACUUUUCAUCUUUGUUUGUUGGUUUUAUUUUAAUUUCUUGGUCUCCUUUCCCACUGCAAAACAAAAACGAUCCAACCAACUACUAAAACGACAUUCACCAAAAUCCUCUUCUUUAUUUACCCAAAAAACGCCUACUCUCAGAGAAACAGAAAAGACUCUUGAUGAUGAUGUUAGAAUCAUGUUACAAACCAUUAGAAAGAUGUUUUGGUGUCGGUAGUUCUGAUGGUCUGUUAUGGAACAUGGAUUUAAAACCACACAUGUCUGGUGGUCAAUAUUCCAUUGCUGUUGUUCAAGCCAAUUCUUGUCUUGAAGAUCAAGCUCAAGUCUUUACUUCACCUUCUGCUACUUUUGUUGGUGUUUAUGAUGGUCAUGGUGGUCCUGAAGCUUCUAGAUUCAUCACUAAUCAUCUCUUUCUUUAUCUCCAAAAAUUUGCUGCUGAACGUGGAGGAUUUUCACAAGAUGUGAUAAAGAGGGCAUUUGAUGCAACUGAAACAGAUUUCUUACAUUUAGUAAAAGAAUCCUGGCUGGAUAGACCCCACAUUGUAUCGGUAGGUUCAUGCUGUCUAGUUGGGGUGAUCUCAAAUGGCACUCUAUUUGUGGCAAAUGUUGGAGACUCGAGAGCUGUGCUUGGUCGACAAGUAUCAAGUGGUAGAACAGUUAGCUCUUCAACAGUUGUGGCUGAGCGAUUAUCGACCGACCAUAAUGUUGGGGAUGAGGAGAUCAGAAAGGAGGUCAAAGCCCUUCAUCCUGACGAUUCACAUAUCGUAGUGCAUACUCGUGGUGUUUGGCGGUUAAAAGGCAUUAUUCAGGUGUCAAGAUCUAUUGGAGAUGUCUACUUGAAGAAACCUGAGUACAACAGAAACCCUCUUUUCCAACAAUAUGCAUCCCCUAUACCAAUAAAAAGAGCUGUGAUGUCAGCAGAGCCAUCAAUAUUGACCCACAAGUUGAGGCCCCAAGACCUGUUCUUAAUUUUUGCUUCAGAUGGCCUUUGGGAACAACUCAGUGAUGAGGCUGUUGUUGAAAUUGUCCAUAAAAAUCCCAGAAAUGGAAUAGCAAAAAGAUUAAUACGCUCUGCAAUAGAGGUGGCAGCAAGGAAAAGGGAAAUGAGAUACGAUGAUAUAAAGAGAAUUGAAAAGGGUGUAAGGCGCCACUUUCAUGAUGAUAUUACAGUGGUGGUUAUAUACCUUGAUAACCAGCAAGUAUGGCCCAAUGGGAACCACAACUUCCAAGACGAUGCUAAUAGUGACUGCACUUCUGCCCCUCUCGAUAUUUUCACUUAUAAUUCAGAUAAUUCCGACCUUUCUCUCUGAUUUUGCUUUCCAGUCUGCACCAUAUUGUGUUCAUACAACAAACGUUAUACAGGAAGGUCUCAAAAUGGGUACAUGGGUUCCUUCCCACGAGUAUUUCGUAUUAAACAGGAGUUGUACAUAGUUUUUCUCUUUUGUAGGUGGUGACGGGUGAAUAUACUUAUAGAAGGUUGAGUUGGAUACGAGUCAUGGCUCUCAUGAUAUGACCCGAACCACCUUCUCAUUAAGGCCUCAUGGAAAAUGUUGGUUUGAUUCACAAGUCAAGUUAUCACGGGUCUCCCUCAACGGUGGUUACAGCUUCUAAGUUCUAACCAUAUCAAGUAUAUGUAUAAUAAUAACUAGAUAUUUAUAGCUAUCAGUCAGAGAUCUUUGUAUUUGUUGAAUAACGUUUUGACUUCGGCUGUUGAAAUCUAAAAAAUCAUUAUCCC